Messenger RNA from Macadamia integrifolia, 1229 nucleotides. RefSeq lists its product as uncharacterized. Lineage: Eukaryota; Viridiplantae; Streptophyta; Magnoliopsida; Proteales; Proteaceae. The transcript is spliced from 7 exons. Bases 179 to 970 code for a protein of 263 amino acids. The record is from RefSeq and is a predicted model, not a curated record.
UUUCAUUUGUAUACACAUUUUACACAUUAAGUGGCUAUCGCUUGUUCUGUGAACACAAAAUUUCCAAAAUAUUUUCUCUAAAAAUCUGGGACUUCUCUCUCUCUCUCUCUCUUUCUGUCGGUGAUUAAAGGAAGGCCUACCUACGAUCACAAGAAACUGUAAACCUUCGUUUUUGAUUAUGGCGCACUUCAUAAUUCGAGAAGGUCUGAAGCUGCUCUUCCAUGGCGACAGAUUGUCUUUCGGGUUUGAAGCGAAAGACACUUUUCAUUAUAAACUUGGUAGUUGUGUCAACAACAAUGUCAGGUUAUGUGGCUCUACCCGUGUUUUUAGUUCUAGAGACAGGAAAUCGAUCACCGUUAAUGUAGAAGAGCAUGACGUUGUUUACUAUGAAGAUGGUGAGUAUGAAAGGGAUGAGUUGGACUGCUUCCGAGGUUUAGUCUUGGAUAUCUCUUACAGGCCUAUCAAUGUUGUCUGCUGGAGGCGUGCUAUCUGUUUGGAGUUCAUGGAGAAGGCUGAUGUUCUAGAAUAUUAUGAUCAGACUGUAAACUCUCCCAGUGGAUCCUUCUACAUACCAGCUGUUUUAAGGGUUCCCCAUUUACUGCAGGUUGUGAAGAGGAGAAGAAUCAAACAAACCCUUAGUCGUAAAAAUAUAUUUGUUCGGGAUGUCUUCACUUGUCAGUAUUGUUCUUCAAGACACAGUUUGACUGUUGACCACGUUCUGCCAAUAUCUCGGGGUGGAGAAUGGAAAUGGGAAAAUCUGGUUACAGCUUGUGCAAAAUGCAAUUCAAGGAAGGGUCAGAUGACUUUGGAGGAAGCAAAUAUGAAGCUGAACAAAGUCCCCAAGGCCCCAAAGGAAUACGACAUGCUGGCCAUACCUUUGACAGCUACUGCUUUGAAGAUGCUGAGGAUUCGAGAUGGGACACCAGAUGAGUGGCGUCAAUACCUGGCGAAGCCUUCGUCAGAGCCAUGACAUGAAUGGUGGCUGUAAUGUGCAUAUGUGCAUACCUAUAUUCUGUACAUACUUAUGCCUCACCGAAAGUGCCUGGAAAAGUUUAUCAAGCGACCACGUUUUCCAGUAAGUUUCCCCACUGCAUAUCAAGUUCAUGUAUAGUUACAGAAGCACAAAAUGUUGUACUGUGAUCCCCAUUAAACCUUUGCUUUGUACCCAAAAAUAUUGUCACCACCAGAAUAGAAAUAUCAGUACAUCACUGUCACUUUAAAAUUUCUCA